Messenger RNA from Halteromyces radiatus, 1222 nucleotides. RefSeq names its product nuclear pore protein 84/107. Gene Ontology annotation, molecular function: structural constituent of nuclear pore. The coding region runs from base 48 to 872 and encodes 274 amino acids. The record is from RefSeq and is a predicted model, not a curated record. Lineage: Eukaryota; Fungi; Mucoromycota; Mucoromycetes; Mucorales; Cunninghamellaceae. Gene Ontology annotation, biological process: post-transcriptional tethering of RNA polymerase II gene DNA at nuclear periphery; protein import into nucleus; regulation of DNA-templated transcription. The transcript is spliced from 5 exons. Gene Ontology annotation, cellular component: nuclear pore; nuclear pore outer ring.
UUUUUUUUUUUACUUUUUAUGUUUACAUUUUAAGCAUUGAAGAUGAUAUGCGACUUCAUAUGGAUCGAUUCUUAGCUGCACUUGUAGUAUAUGCAAGACGCUAUUUGAAUACCUCUACAGGAGAUACGAAUGCCGAAUCCAUUGUAUACGAAUAUGCAGAACGAAACCAUCAACCACUGACAUUCAACCCCAAGGUUGUAGCAUUUUAUGCAUCACAAUUAAAUCAUGAAAACGAAUCUGAAUUAUUCGCUCGAUUUUUGAAAGGUUUCGAUGGUGACAAGGAUGAGCGUUUAUUAUUGGUGCAAAUGGGAUUUCAGUACAAUCUGGAUAUGGGAUCAAUUCUACGUCGUACCUAUGACAUUGUGAUAAGUAAUGAAAAUACUAUGGAACAUCAUAUGGAAUGUGAUAAUGAUGGUGCCUUUAUAUUGGAUGGAACGACACCGCAUUAUAUAUUGAAUUUUCUUCAAGCGCUUGAAUGGUUGCUGAUGGAUGCUUCAUUAUAUGAGAUGGCAAUACAAGAGGUGAAUGCAAUGAUAAGGAAAGUACUGGCUGCUCGGCAGGUAUAUUUGGCGGAUACGUUGGUCAAUGCUAUCCCUGUGGAAGUGUUGAACAAUGAUAUUCUUCAAGCUCAAGAUGGAUCGACAUUACCUUAUUGCUUGGAAGAAUUGCAAGGUCAUAUUCUGUUGAUAGAAUGUUGGACGCUCUACUCAUCAUGGGAAUCUUCACAAGAGGCAAGACCAAUGGUCACUGAAGACAAAUUGGAAACAUUGAAAUGUACAUUGGCAUGGAAAGACAAGAUGAUGGAACUGACAGAAAAACUUGAAAAACGAUUACAAAGAUUACUUACAUCAUCAUGGCUGAAAGGUAAAUAAAUAGUACCAUAAUGGUAUAACUUACUCGUUCAUUUUUAUAUAUUAGAUGGAAUUGAUAGACCUUUGAAUGACACUUUACGACAAAUAUACAUACCAGAAGCCGUACUUCGUCUUCAUCAUAUUCUAUAUAAUACAAAAGAUUUUAUGGAUGGGUAGGUGAAAAGAAAAUGUAAAGAAUAUGUUAUUAACUUCUAUUCUCAAUAGUUAUUCCAAAAAGAAGGAUGAUUUAAUGUAUCUAAUAGCUAGUGAUGAAUAUGGAAUUUAUAGAGAUAUUGUAGCAUGUCAUAAAAUGGGAUUAAUACUGGAAACUAUGAAUUAUGAAUAAACUAUUUCUUUUUAUUUCUGAUGAA